UUGUCGCACACUAAUGACGUAAACCCUCACUUUUUCAUCAUGGCGGCGGAGGUUUUGGAGAUGAGUGGUAACGGAGAGCUCGAACAGACUUCAGCCAUGGAUGUCUCUGAGGAUCCGCCGCCACCUCCACCUGAGAUCUCAGAGGAAAACGGUGGUGCUGCUGUGGUCCCUGAGGCCCCAGCAGACCCUGACUCUCUCUCAGAGGCCCCUGCUGCAGAUAAUGCAGAGAGGGCGGGACUACCUUCAGACUUUGAAUGUUUGUGGACCGCUGCAAACAACAAUCCUCAAGACUUCACCAGCUGGACGGAUCUUCUUCAAUACUGUGAGCAAGAGGGUAACUUCACAGCCUCCCGCAGAGCUCUGGAGGCCUUUCUAGCUCGUUAUCCUCUGUGCUACGGCUACUGGAAGAAAUAUGCUGACCUGGAGCGCCGUGCUGGGGACAAUAGUAAAGCAGAGGAGGUGUGCAUUCGGGGUCUUAAGGCGAUUUCCCUGAGUGUGGAUUUGUGGAUUCAUUACAUCAAUCUAUUACUGGGAACACUGGACAUGAAUCUAUCUGAUUCACCUGAGCGGAUACGGAGUGUGUUUGAGGAUGCCGUUGUAGCAGCUGGACUAGACUUCCACUCAGAUCGACUGUGGGAUCUGUACGUCGAGUGGGAAAAGGAACAGGGAAACAUGAAGAAAGCAGCAGCUGUCCUGGACAGGGUCCUCAAAGUCCCCACGCAGCUCUACAACACCCACUACGACAAAUGCUGUUCCUACGCAUCGUCGGAGCUGUUCUCAUAUUUAGGAACAUUUUCAAGUACAUAUGGAUUUAAGGAGAACCUGAAUAAUAAUCCACCUAAGGAGGUGCUUUCCUCUGAGGAGUACGAGGAGCUGAGGGCAUUAUGCCGACAGAGCCAGAAAGCAGAGCGUGCUGAACAGGCUCAGGAGGUGGAGGAAGAGAGGCCUCCGGGGGAGGAAGAGCCCACUACACCUGAAGGCACAGACUCGGAGGAGCUGAUGCAGAAGAUAAGAGAACAGGCGCUGCUUCAUAGAGACAAAGUGUACCAGGACAACGAGGCAGAAGUUCGGAAGAGGUGGCACUUUGAAGAAGCUAUCAAGCGUCCGUAUUUCCACGUUAAGCCUCUGGACCGCCUUCAGCUCCAAGCCUGGCACUCCUACCUGGACUGGGAGAUAGCUGAGCUAAAUGGGGACCACAAAGACCCAGCUGCACAGAGUGAUCCAAACCAGGAAGGUACAGAGGAAUCCGAGGUCACCCCCCAGCAUCACGAAGCAUCAACGGGUGAUUCGGUUGCUCGUGACGACUGCAGAGUUCGCAUUCUGUUUGAGCGCUGUCUGAUCGCCUGUGCUCUGUACGAGGAGGUCUGGACCAGGUAUAUUCAGUACCUGGAGCCUCAGAGUGUGGACGUAAAGCGUGCUGUUUACAAACGAGCCUGUGAGAUCCACCUGCACAACAAACCCAACAUCCACAUGCAGUGGGCCACGUUUGAGGAGAGGCACGGAAACUUUACUGAGGCUCGGCGAGUGCUGGAGGCUCUGGAGAAAAACGUGCCUGGUUUGGUGGUUGUACGCAUCCGCCGGGCUGCUCUAGAGAGACGAGCGGGUCAGCUGGACCAAUCAGAGGCCUUGCUGACUGAAGCAGUAGCAGCAUCCAAAGAGAAGCCCACGUUACAUGCCUUCUACUCCAUUAAGCUGGCCCGUCUGCUGCUGAAAGUGGGCAGCAACCCCAGCAGAGCCCGGAGUGUAUUACAAGAAGCACUGGAGAUCAGUCCGGACAAUGAUAAACUGCAUUUGAACCUGCUGGAGCUGGAGGCGUCUGGAGACCCCCGAGCUUCUGCUGAGGCAGUGCAGGAGUGUGUGACGCGAGCCCUCGCAGCUCCUCUCACCUCUCACGCCAAAUUACUUCUGUCACAAAGAGGCCUUCAGUUUGCAGAAGAGUACAGCGGCUCUAUCAAGAGUGUGCUGUCUGUCUAUGAGGAGCAUCAGAAACUGUUGAAUGAGAUCGGAAAAACAAAGAGAGAAGCAGAGAACGGGGAUGAAGAUCCUCAGAAACUGAGCAAAAACGAGGACAGUUCUACUGUUGCUGCAGCCGAAGAAGUCCCACCCACAAUGCCCCAAGUUCCCAUUACUAAUCCACCUCCGUCCGUGAUAGGCACUGACACGAGCGCACAGGCCGGAUAUGGAGCAUACAGCAGCUGGUACCAGCAACCACAGUAUGGCAGCUACGGGGGCUACGGCUACCAGAACACCUGGAACUACAACCAGGCCUAUUAUCCACCCUGUUAAAGGAAGCUUCACUCUGAUCCAUCAGACAUAAUCACAAAGUUCUUAAGGCCCAACAUAUCCCAGCAUCCCUCUGGGCUCUUCUCUGUCUUGGAUUUGUGGAAAUCAGAAGUGUUGCUCAUUUAAAAUCUGGUACUUUUGUUUAAUUUCUAAGGAGAUGGUGAAACGAUGACACCCGAAAACCAUGACGCCCAUUUUCACUAAACUUUCUCUGUAUUUUGAUCUAUUUUUGUAUUUAUUGGCCACCCAGCCCCUCAUAGUUUGAGCCAUCCUCUUUGUCCUACUUUUCAGUGUCGAAUGUUUUUGUACCAUUCCACUGUGAUGGCUGUGCUUGCUUUUAAUGUACAUAAAGGUGUUUUAUAGUGUGUCA
Molecule: messenger RNA, 2653 nt
Organism: Nothobranchius furzeri (turquoise killifish)
Lineage: Eukaryota; Metazoa; Chordata; Actinopteri; Cyprinodontiformes; Nothobranchiidae
Product: pre-mRNA-processing factor 39
Biological process (GO): RNA processing; mRNA 5'-splice site recognition
Cellular component (GO): U2-type prespliceosome; commitment complex; U1 snRNP
Molecular function (GO): protein binding; pre-mRNA 5'-splice site binding
Source: RefSeq, a predicted model, not a curated record